UUUCUUUCCUUGUCCCCUCUCUUUUUAUAUAUAUUCAACACAUAAACCAUGGAUAGUCAAUCAGAGUCGACGAUCAAACUACCUUCCUUUCAGAAAGAUCUUCAUGCAUUGAAAGAAGAUAUUGCUUAUUUAUCUACGAAACCUGAUCCUUAUAUUGACAAGAUAAUCAAUGCACACAAUACUACUAUACAACAGAAAAAACAAAUGAUCACCACCACACAAGAUACCAUUGAAACUCUAAGAGCUUCCAUAAAAGAACGCGAAAAGGACAAAGAGUAUUAUGAAACAAAAUUACCGGCUAUGAAAGAACAACUAGCUAUAUUGGAAACAGAGAUUCGACAGCAUAAGGAACAAAACAACGAUUUGGAAGUCAAAGUAAAACAAGCAAGAAAGGAUCAUCAAGAAUUGAAACAAAAAAUCUCAAGGCAACAAACAGCUCUGGAAGCAAGUAAACGAAAUCUUGAUAAGCAACAACGACAAAAUCGACCGGAAUUAGAAGCGUGUAUCAAGAAAACAGGCCUGACCAUUCAUGCUUUGAAAGAAAACUAUUUAAAGUUUGAUUUCACUUUAAUAGAUAAAGAUCAACCUGACAAGGUAUUCUCUUUUGUUUUGCAUAUGACAAAAGGCUCCUAUCAAGUGCCAGAAUGUAAUCCUAUGCUACCUAAUUUGAAUGAUCUAGUAAAAGAUUUACAACAACAUUGUGAUCCGUUCCUCUUUGUCAAAUUGGUUCGUCAAGGUUUUUGUAGUUUAUCAUCAUCAUCAUCAUCAACAACAUCAUCAUAAUCCUUCGUCUAAUUUAGUAUUAUUAUCAAUAUUCUUCCCGUGUUUAUAGCAUUAUAAUAAAGAGUCUUGUAUUUUGAUCAUG
Molecule: messenger RNA, 865 nt
Organism: Halteromyces radiatus
Lineage: Eukaryota; Fungi; Mucoromycota; Mucoromycetes; Mucorales; Cunninghamellaceae
Product: chromosome segregation protein Spc25-domain-containing protein
Exons: 6
Coding region: 49-783 (244 amino acids)
Biological process (GO): chromosome segregation
Cellular component (GO): Ndc80 complex
Source: RefSeq, a predicted model, not a curated record